AUGCGAUCCUUUGACAACCUUGCCUUCAGGUUGGAGAACAAUUGCAACUUGGUGGAAGUCAAUAAUGGAGUCUCUCUCCUUAGAGCCCUCAUAUCAGAUGUUGUCCCUAAUAUUGGAGGCAUCAAGGGAUCUCUCAGACGCUCUUGGAAGCACUUUGGUCCUUUGAAGAUUGUACAUCUUCACAGUAAUGUUUUCUCAAUUGUUGUCACUCCAGUGAAUGUAGAUGAGCUUCUUCUGGGUGGUCCUUGGCACGUCGAUAACAAGAGGUUUAUUGUGGUACGCUGGAAACCAAAUCUCACUGUUAGAGAUGUUCAUCUUCAUAAAGCUUGGUACUGGGUUCAGAUCUCAGGACUAACAUGGGAGAAGCUCAACAACAACAAUGCCAAGGAGAUUGGUGCUGAGAUUGGUGAGGUGUUGCAGCUGGAAGAUAUUAGUCAGGAGGAUAUCACUCUCAGAGCCUAUCUCAGAAUUAAGGUUCUUUUAAAUGUUAGAGAUGCGUUUCCAACAGGUUUCUGGCUACCUCUGAACUCUUUCACGAAGACGAGGGUGGAGUUUGCGUAUGAGGGACUAAAAGAUUUCUGUUAUUGUUGUGGAAGACUUGGUCACAAGGAAGAUGAGUGCCAGAAUCCUUUGCUGAUUAACCAUGAAAGCUACUGGGGAAGAGGAGGCAGAGAUCUUAUGGUUUGGACCAUGGAUGAGAAAGAGUGUGUAUUCAGCCCCUGCUCCCUCUUGGCUGAAUAA
Argentina anserina (silverweed cinquefoil) is the source of this 741-nucleotide messenger RNA. RefSeq lists its product as uncharacterized. Gene Ontology annotation, molecular function: zinc ion binding; nucleic acid binding. The record is from RefSeq and is a predicted model, not a curated record. The transcript has a single exon. NCBI's taxonomy places the organism in Eukaryota, Viridiplantae, Streptophyta, Magnoliopsida, Rosales, Rosaceae. Bases 1 to 741 code for a protein of 246 amino acids.